Lates calcarifer (barramundi perch) is the source of this 4170-nucleotide messenger RNA. RefSeq names its product BCL2 apoptosis regulator b (gene bcl2b). Gene Ontology annotation, cellular component: mitochondrial outer membrane. The coding region runs from base 791 to 1480 and encodes 229 amino acids. Gene Ontology annotation, biological process: intrinsic apoptotic signaling pathway in response to DNA damage; extrinsic apoptotic signaling pathway in absence of ligand; negative regulation of intrinsic apoptotic signaling pathway. Gene Ontology annotation, molecular function: protein homodimerization activity; protein heterodimerization activity. Lineage: Eukaryota; Metazoa; Chordata; Actinopteri; Centropomidae. The record is from RefSeq and is a predicted model, not a curated record. The transcript is spliced from 2 exons.
UAUUCUUCUGAGUAAAGUCUAGAUUUUAGUCAUAAAACUGAUGCUUUAAACACGCGAUCAAGACAAUAUGGGCCGUUAAUCUUUUUUUCCAGUGCAGUUCCUCGUGCAGUUGGGAGUCUCCGAGCGCAGCCAAAGGAAUUACUUUGCGUGGCUGACGUCAGGAAUACCUCACCAGCGGAGCGCGGCCCACUGGCGGUGGGCAGGGUGCUGCUGCUUCUGCUGCUGCUGCUGCUGCUGAGGGGAGGAUAUGAGGAGCAAUCGUGGAAGAGGACUCAGUCCGACCUUGUCUGGCUCACAAGUCCCUGCGCACGGUAGUGCGUAAACGCUGCUAAAAUAGUUGGCGGCGUUUAAAGCCCCUUCAGGCGCGUACAACUCUGGCCUUCAUUCAUGUUUUUUUUUUAAUUUUGCAACACAUCCACGUCUGGGUAAUGUGCACAGGAAUAGAUCAACACUACUCCAACCCUCUUCCGCAUAUUGGAUUUCUAUGCAAAGAGAAGGUCGCCUGUGUUCCUCUAAGGAUUCGGGAAAUGAAGACAGCUGCUUUCACGGACUCGGUAAUUUUUUGACUUUUGAAACGGUUUCUGUGCAGUUUUAAUCGAGGAAUUUCUUCAACUCUCGAAGCAUUAUUUCGCUUCCCCUGACUGGGAUUACUCGUAGCAUCGCUUAUAUCUGAAUAUAACCAGAGUUUCGGACAAGCCUGUGCAGAUCAGUGUACGGUGCACACAUUUCGAUCAUAAUGCAUUUUAUUUAGGACACAACCCGUCUGUAUAAAGUGCCAAAUUGAGCCGGAAUGGCGAGCGAGUGUAAUCGCAAUAUCGUGGAAAAGUAUAUCUGCCAUAAACUCUCCAAACGGGGCUACGUGUGGCGGUGUGACAACGUCCGGGAUGAAGAUGCUGCUAAUAACGGGUCGAUAGUUUCCCCUCCGCCGACUUUGGUACACCGGUGCCGCGAAGCCAGCGGGCCCGACGACAACGAGAGCGUCCCCAACCUGCGCAGGCGGCUCAACCCUCAGCCCGACCCGUACGCCGCCAUCCACAGAGUCCUGCGCGAGGCUGGAGACGAACUUGAGAGACUGUACCAGCCGGACUUCACGGAGAUGUCGCGGCAGCUGUACCUCACCUCCACCACGGCGCAGAGGAGGUUCGCCGAGGUGAUAGACGAACUGUUCCGGGACGGGGUGAACUGGGGCCGGAUUAUCGCAUUCUUCGAGUUCGGGGGCACCGUGUGCGUGGAGUGCGCGGCCAAGGAGGACAUGACGUCGCAGGUGGACAACAUCGCGGAGUGGAUGACGGAGUAUUUAAAUGGACCUCUUAACAGCUGGAUAAAAGAUAACGGGGGAUGGGAUGCCUUUGUGGAGCUGUACGACAGACAGAGGGAGUCCGUCUUCAGUUGCUCCUGGCCCUCCAUCAAGACGGUCUUCGGCCUGGCCGCGCUCGGGGCGGCUAGCCUCACCAUCGGAGCGUACCUUACGCAGAAGUGAAUGAGUCCCGCAGUCUUUCAGCUCGACUUUACUCUCUCAACACCCUCCUCCUUCUCCUCGUGCCUCUCCUUUUUUAAGAGACGCUCCUGACCCCUCAGAGACAACCUUCAGACUCUUCUGAAUCUGGCCCUCUCUUCAAAGCCUUUUUCUCACAGAAAACUCCCUCUUCCUCACCCCUCCAUGUCAAAACAGACACAAAUCAAAACAAGUGAAAGAACCAGAUGCACAGCCCAUACAGAGCACAGGACGUCUUGAAAAGAGGCAGCUUAGAUGUAAUCACACUAAGCUGACUACAACUGUGGAGAAAGGAGGCAUCAGUGGUAUGCAUCUAUCUUUUUUUUUUUUUGUUCUGCCUGCUUCUGUACUAGUUAUAGCAUGAACAUUGAGUGUUAGCGUUAGACUGUUGCAUGUGUCAGACCUCAUGCAAGACCUCUAUUUGAAGGCCUUGAUGAUGGGGGAGGGGGGCGGCGGCGGCGCAGGGAUGACAAUGAUGACGGAAGCGGCCGCAGCCCCGCCCCUGCUUGUUAGGGUGAUGCACCCCGUUUGAACUAUGGACUCCAGUUAGCCCCCCCCACCCCCACCCCCACUUCCCCCUGCAGCCGUCCUUCAAAGGACUUCCUCCACAGAACAGCUGCUCAGAAUGUAUAAUGGAAACAGCUUGCUUGAACCAACACAGUGUGCGUCUGCUGCUUUUCACUCCUCAGACAGCUCCAGUGAACUCUGCACCAUUAUACUACACUCGGCCUUUAAUAGAGGACAGGCCAGUGGAAGACUGAGCUCAGCUUUUUGGAAGUUUUUUGAAAGCUCCUUGACUGUUGGUUUUAAUUUUUUUGCAACAUGCCAAAACCCCCAACAGAGAAAGAAGGAGGGUUAAAAAAAAAAAAGGAGUAAAAAACAUACAGAGGAGAAACCUGUCGUUGCAGAAAAAUGUCAUAUGCUGAUGAAUAUAUUGAGAGAAAUGAUGAGCACAGCACAAACGAGUGAGGUAGAAGUAAAAUAAACAGUGCGUUUUGCAUCUCAAGAAGGGAGCAGGCCCCUGCAACAUAAAGAGCGCAUUCCUCAAGCGAUGCGUCAGAAACCCCUGCUCUGCUAAAUUAUUCUCCCUCAAAACUCAAAAACCUGCCCUUGCCGUUAGCACCAAGCGACUCUAAAAGCUAUCAGACCUUUUCUGUUUUCUACCUCUGUUGCAGUUUUUCCUACACUCCCUUCACUCAGUCCAUCUGGGGUCACCCAGGUUGUUCGGAGCUGACCUCCAUCAACUCACGUCCUCCAGCUGCUGAGGCCUCACAAGCAGCUCUGUAAGAGCUAGAAGCUUCUCUGACGAGGACGGUUGUUGACAAGAUAAAAACCCCUCGCUCGGACACAGACAGACGACUGAGUGGAACACCACGGCGGCAGGGUUUCAGCUCAGUGUGUGUGUCCCAUGUGCUGGAACCUGAGAUGUCCCUUCUCUCCAGUCUACAAAUGCAUUCAGCCAUUGAUUUGUUCCUUUCAGCCUUUUUUUUUUUUUUUGUUAUUGAUGUUCGUCUUGUGUUACAGUCUGAUAGAAAAUUUGGAAAGGCUCACACAGGCCCCAGAAUAUUUUACUGUAUACAAUACUUAACAAGUUUGGUUAUGGAAAAGUGAUUUUAUUUCUCUGUUAUUAAAAAAAUCUUCAACUUCUUUGUCACAUGGAUGAAAGAUACUUGUCUUCACACAAAAAAUAUUAUGUGUAACCAUAUUUAUAACAGAAUAGGGUAGAGGAUAACAAAUAACAACAAAGAAGUUGCAUUUUCUAUUUAUUGAGAGGUACCAGAUCACAGAUUUUUAACAGAACUUUGAUGAAAAAUCAGUUGUUUCACUUUUUUUUUCUUUCCUUUUCUAUGGAAUCACACUGUAACUACAUUAUUUCCUGGCUGCUAUUAUAACAAGACAAAAUGUUUAAAAAGUGAACUUUUGUGUCGUAUUAAUAUUGGCUUAAGGCUGCUAUACUGUUGAUUUUAACUUUCACUUACAGCUUAAACUGCCACUAAUUUACAGUAUAGUUCUAGAGAGCUGGAAACCAAAGUUAACUUGUAUUAAUCCUUAAUUUAAAAAAAGAAAAAAAAAACAAGAAAAAAAACAAAAACAAAACACGAACAUAAAAUAAAAGUAGCUUAAUAAGAAUACAUGUUGCUUCAGCUCACUGAGAGUCUGCUCGGUGAGGUUUUGUGAUCUCUCUGUGGAGGGUUUGUCUAGUGUUACUGUACUAUAUCCGCUUAACUUUUGUCAGCUUUGUGCUCCGACAACAAGUCAGUGCUUUUCUGUAAAACGUUGACCUGCAACACCUAAACCUUGUCUCAGUUAUCACUAAAAAAAGACAAAAAAACAAAACAAAAACACACACUAUUCUUGUUACAACAGUUCAUGGUGUGUGAUAUUCCAGUUAUGUGUAUGUAAGAGAGGAACAGAGCGUGAUUUAUGAGCAGGAAUAGGAUCAGUUUAACAGCAAUAUACUGUAAUUUUCUUUCUUUUUUUAAAAUAUAUUUUCUGUGCAUAUAUGAAUGUAGGCACUAUGGUUGCUGUACUGUUUUAUGUCUAUAAUCGCAAACCUGUAGCACUUAAGAAAAAAAAGUGAAUUGUGUUUCUGUUGUUUACUGCUAUAUCCACGAUAAGCUAGCGGGAUCAUAUUGUUCCUAAUAAACCAGAUUUCUCAAGCAGCUACAGUCCAA